Lagopus leucura (white-tailed ptarmigan) is the source of this 3107-nucleotide messenger RNA. Its product is annotated as kinesin-like protein KIF28P. The coding region runs from base 119 to 3097 and encodes 992 amino acids. Gene Ontology annotation, molecular function: ATP hydrolysis activity; microtubule binding; microtubule motor activity. Gene Ontology annotation, biological process: microtubule-based movement; cytoskeleton-dependent intracellular transport. The transcript is spliced from 23 exons. The record is from RefSeq and is a predicted model, not a curated record. Gene Ontology annotation, cellular component: microtubule; kinesin complex. Lineage: Eukaryota; Metazoa; Chordata; Aves; Galliformes; Phasianidae.
AAAUUUCUUUCGGGGCCAUGACUUUUCUGUCUCAGAACAGGACAUUCUAGAGGAGUAGCUGCAUGCACUUUAAUAUUUUGCUUCUUGGAAGCAUUCAUGACUGAAUGCUGCUUAAAAAAUGCCAAAUGUUGAUGGUGUGAAAGUGGCAGUUCGAGUGAGACCUUUCAGUCAGAGAGAGAAGGACGCAGGAAGUAGGUGUGUGAUUUCUAUGGACUCCAACAGUACAAGCAUCUAUGAUCCUAGGAACCCAGGGCACGUGAAAACCUUCACGUUUGACCUGGCCUAUUGGUCUCACAGUGGCUUUCUAAAGGAUGAGAACGGCAUGCUCAUCUCAGCGGGAUCUAACAGUUAUGCAGGCCAGAGAGAAGUCUUUCGUGAUCUUGGCCAAGGAGUGCUGCAAAGUGCCUGGCAGGGUUACAAUGCAACUCUUCUAGCAUAUGGCCAGACCGGCUCUGGGAAGAGCUACUCCAUGAUUGGGUAUGGUGCAAACAGAGGACUGGUUCCCAGUGUGUGUGAAGAGCUCUGCAAAGCAAUCCAAAGUCAGGAAAAGAACAGGCAGUACCAGAUAACUUUCAGCAUGCUGGAAAUCUAUAAUGAACAGGUAAUAGAUUUGCUGUCUAAGACUAGGAAGCCUGGAGGGCUGAAGAUUAGAGAAGACCAGCAGCAAGGUUUUUAUGUGGAUGGUUUGAAGCUGGUGCCUUGUGAUAAUUACGCACAGAUUGAGAGGUUAAUGGAUCAGGGGAAUAAGAUGAGAACAACAGCUACAACCACCAUGAAUGCCUCCAGCAGUCGAUCCCACAUGGUUAUCACGAUCCAAUUCAAACAGAUUUUCCUAGAUGAAGCUAUCACUAAACAGUCAGUUAUCAAUCUGGUGGACCUGGCAGGAAGUGAAAGGCAAAAAUCAUCAGGAUCUGAAAAAGACAGAUUGAAGGAAGGAACACGUGUAAAUCUAAGCCUAACUACAUUAGGGAAUGUCAUCAGUGCUCUGGCUGAGGUAGCAACAGGAAAGAAAGUGCUGCAUAUCCCAUACAGAGACUCAGUGCUGACUAAACUCUUGCAAUCUGCUCUUGGGGGGAACAGCAGGACAAUCAUGAUUGCAGCCUUGAGUCCAGCAGACAUCUGCUAUGAAGAAACUUUGUCAACCUUAAGAUACGCUGAAAGGGCAAAAAAGAUCAGGAACAAAGCAGUGGUAAAUGCAAGCCCUACCAAAAAGCUGAUAAGAGAGCUGAAAGCUGAAAAUAACAAACUAUUGUCCAGAGUGGCUGAGCUUGGGAGUGCAGGGAGACAGCAGUUGACAGCUGUGAUAUGGGCUGGGCGGCCACGGAGCACACAGAUGACAUGGGAGGCUCAGCUGGAAGAGGCCCGGCAGGAGUGGGAGCAGCAGUACUCUGCUAUGAUGCAGGAGAGGUGGAUGAUGGAGAAGUUCCCAUAUCUCCUGAAUAUCAAUGAAGAUCCUCAGCUUUCAUGGGUUCUCAAGCAUUUCAUUCAGGAUGGUACUUGUGAUGUUGGUCAAUCAGCCUCAAAUGCUAUAAUCCUAAGAGGUUUGGGCAUUUUGGACAAACAUGCAACGUUUACAAAUGCUGAUGGCAGAGUUACCCUGGUGCCACGGGAUAAGUGCAAGGUUGUUGUGAAUGGAGUGACCAUCACAGGGGAAACAGAAUUGCAGCACUCAGAUCGUGUUAUUUUGGGAUCAAACAGCGCUUACCUCUAUGUCGGACCACCUGCACAAAGAACAGAGGAGGACCUGAGCAGAUAUGACUACGAUUUCUUUCAAUCUGAGUUGGCAGCAGCGGAAGGUUUCGGUGUGGAUAAACUCGGCACUGUGAGCGGUGGACAGGACAGAGCAGAUCCCAGCGUCCUGGCUGUAUUUCAUGACUACAUCAAGUUGAUGCCACUGGUGGAGGAGGUGAAUCAGAUGAGCCAGGAGCUGAGGAAGGACCUCAAAUUUGAAUUGAAGGUGAAAAAUCUGGCCUUAUCAGACUCCAGAGGCCAUGACCUACAAAAGGAAAUAACAGUAAAAGUGACACAUGAAACUACACAGCAGGUGUGGGUAUGGUCGAAGGCCAAGUUCAUUAACAGGAAGUUCCUAAUGGAGGAGCUUUACCAGCGCUUUCUGGAAGGGGAGAACCCAGCUGUGAAUCAGGACAGUGAUCCCUUCUGGGACCCGGUGGAAGCUGUCCAUGUGGGAUCUGCACAUGUUUGGCUGCAGGCGCUGGCGUACCGCAUGAGGCUGGAGGAACGGGCUGAGCUGCUCAACUCUGAGGGACUGGAAGAGGCUGUCGUUCUGAUAAACCUGUUUCCGUGCUUCAGUGAUGGGAGACUUUUCGGGGAGGACGAGAUGAUCAUUGAUCCGCUGGAGCUGCUGGAAGGAAGGGUUGAUUUCCAGAUUCACAUUGCAGAGUGCCUUGGAGUCAAAUGGCUGCGAGGUGCUGUGGGAAGAGGCAUUCAGAUCGGGUAUAGAGUUUAUGAUCUUCCCCGGUGCUUAUACACAAAGCCUGUCUGGGAAAGCAUCAAUCCGAAGAUAGAAGAAACAGUCCAUUUCUCAGCUCUAAAAGCUUCCUAUGAAUUUCUGAAUUAUUUACAGAAAAAUGCUUUAAUUGUUGAUUUAUGGGGCCUCCAAGAAGGUUGCAUGGAGAUGGACUCCUCACUUGAUGGCCUUUUGCUCACAGCUGAGGGCACCGUUGUGAUUGAUAAUCCCAAAGAUUUGACUGCAAGCCAUGCUGGUCUGGAUGCAGCUAUGGAAGUGCCUGAACUCUACCGGAAACUGCUGCAGAUGGAACAAGAGACAGAGCUGCUGAGGGAGCUCAACAGAGCUUUAAGAGAAGAAAAUGCUCUUCUGAAAGACAAACUGAAGAAAUGGGACGUGGGACAUCAUGAAAAGAAGAAAUCUGAGUCACCUACCAAGGUGAUUAAGGUGAUGAAGCAGUCUGAGUCGUCAAGAGAUGCUGAAGAGAUGUGCAGCCAUCGGACCAGCUGUGAUGCAGAACUUGCCAAGGCCCUUAAGACCUUCUAUCAAAACAUGAGUGUAGUCAGACAGCAGUUCCUUCAGCUGAAGCAUUCCAGGCCAUCAGUAAGUCCGUUUAUUGCAAUAGUUUAAGCAUCUGAGG